Messenger RNA from Drosophila miranda, 940 nucleotides. RefSeq lists its product as uncharacterized. The record is from RefSeq and is a predicted model, not a curated record. Lineage: Eukaryota; Metazoa; Arthropoda; Insecta; Diptera; Drosophilidae. The transcript has 3 exons. Bases 75 to 869 code for a protein of 264 amino acids.
UCGCCCUCGCCCUCGCCCUCGCCCUCUUCCUCGCCCAUUGGUGGCAGCCUUGCGCCGAAGUGUCCGUGAUCGAAAUGGAGUUCUGGCCCGUCAACGUCAACAACCAUAAGGAGAAUGGUCCAGGUCCAGGUCCAGGUCAAGAUCCAGGUCAAGGUCAAGGACCACAGCCAUACACACUGCCGGUGUGGCUCGCCCUGGCUAUGGGCCUGAUGGGCCUGUUCAGCUUGCACUACGCCAGCAUUCUGCGAAGAGUGUUCAUCAGAGGCAUCAUGUUCGUGGUCAGUGUCAUCUGUGUCGUCCUUUGCUCGGUGAUCCGCUGCACUCCAUGCCCAGUCGAAGUGAAGGAGUGGCUGGACGCGAUGUUGGAAGAGCCUUGGCUGACUAUCCACGACGUGCAGGCAACUCAGCGUGCAAUGCGCCGAGCAAUCAAGCAAUGCAUCGCCACUGCAACCUAUGUGAUGUGGAAGACGUCGCGUCUACUGCCAGCAAUCCGUGUGGCUUGCCCUCGUAAGCUGCACGUGCUCUGCUCGGCCAUCGGUUUGCCACUACUCACGAAGAUCUUAUACGCUAGAGCCUUUGUAGCAGAAGCCCUGGCCAAUCGAGUUCACGCCGCGUGGCGCGGCAUCCGUAACCAGAUCUCGAACCGACUACAACUGAAUCGAUUCUCUGACUCUGUCCAGUCUGGUGCAGCGGAUCCAUCCAGCGAGGCGUCCCACAAUGAACGCAAGCAAUCCCCAACUGUGCCGCCAGAAGAACUGAAUGGGGAAUCAACUGUGCCACACUUCCUCGAUGAAAGCAUCGAAACCUAUGAUGAAUUCGUUAAAAAUUUUAAGAAGGGCUGUUUGGAGACGCAUGUUAAAUGUAUUUAAUGUUUAUUUUGUUUCGUUUUUGUUUCCAGCCCAAAGAGCUGAUGUUUGUUUAUUAAAUUGAUUAUUGUUUA